Molecule: messenger RNA, 7310 nt
Organism: Molossus molossus (Pallas's mastiff bat)
Lineage: Eukaryota; Metazoa; Chordata; Mammalia; Chiroptera; Molossidae
Gene: SHROOM2
Product: shroom family member 2
Exons: 10
Coding region: 1-4989 (1662 amino acids)
Biological process (GO): actin filament organization
Cellular component (GO): apical junction complex; cortical actin cytoskeleton; adherens junction
Molecular function (GO): actin filament binding
Source: RefSeq, a predicted model, not a curated record
AUGGAGGGCACCGAGCCCCGCGCGCGGCCCGAGCGCCUGGCCGAGGCCGAGGCGCGGACGGCCGACGGCGGGCGCCUGGUGGAGGUGCAGCUGAACGGCGGCGCCCCGUGGGGUUUCACCCUGAAGGGCGGCCGCGAGCACGGCGAGCCGCUGGUCAUCACCAAGGUUGAAGAGGGGAGCAAAGCCGCCGAGGUGGACAAGUUACUGGCUGGGGACGAGAUCGUGGGCAUCAAUGACAUCGGUCUCUCAGGGUUCAGACAGGAAGCGAUUUGCCUGGUGAAGGGGUCCCAUAAGACCCUGAAGCUAGUGGUGAAAAGGAAGAAUGAGCUCGGCGGGAGGCCUCAGUCCUGGCACGCCACCAAGUUCUCCGACCGCCACCCUGAGACGCCCACCUGUCCGCUGUCCUCCGCCGGCGCCUGCCCUUCUUGGCACGGCCGACACCACGUGAGCUCCUCCUCCCAGGACCUGUCGGGCGCGUGGGAGCCGCCCAGCCUGCAGCGCUCCUCGGACCACUUCAGCUCGCUGGGCAGCGUGGACAGCCUGGACCACCCCUCCCCGUCCUACCCCUCCGGCCGCCUCUCGGCCGCCAAGUCCAGCAGCAGCAUCGACCACCUGGGGGGCUCCGGCAAGCGGGACUCGGCCUACGGCUCGUUCUCCACCAGCUCCAGCACGCCCGAGCACACCUUGCCCACGGCGGACGCGUCGUCCGCGGAGAACAUCCUCUACAAAGUGGGCCUGUGGGAGGCGUCCCGGCCGGGAGGCAGCCGGCAGGAACCUCAGGGCCCGGAGGAGCGGCCGGGGUGCCUCCCCGCCCGGGGCCCACGGGAAAGCAGCGGGAGCCCCACGCCGGAGAACGCGCCCGAGCCCAGGCUGGCCCCGUCAGGGAGGUCCAGUUUUGGGCCCGUCUGGUAUGUUCCCGAUAAGAAGAAAGCCCCUUCUUCCCCGCCGCCGCCCCCUCCCCCUCUCCGUAGUCACAGCUUCGCGGCCACCAAGAGCCACGGGAAGGCCCCGGGCCCUGCCUCCCCGGAGGCGGCCGCCACACAGCACUUUCCGGGCCUGAGCCGGGCCCAGCCCCGCAGUGACUGGAGACCGGAGCCCACCGACCAGCCGUGGAAGCCGGUGCGCCCGGGUGACCGGAGGAGACCUGGGAGCUCGGCCUGUGGAGCGGACGCCCCCCUGGAGUGCGGGGGCCCGUCCCCCACCCUCGGGGCCCCCAGUGGGCUCCAGGCCUCUCUGUCCAGCACCGACGUGCGUUUCCCACCGACGUCCUACGGGUGCCAGCACCCACGCCAGCGCAGCGACCAGAGCCCCUUCCCGCACGAGGGCCCCAGGGCCGCUGCGUGGCCCAGGGAGGUGCCCUGGGGUGCCCUGGCUGGAGCCCGACAGGAGCCCCCUGCCCCCCACUUCCAGGACGGCAGCCCCCCUCAGGCCAGACGGCCCAGUGCUGCUGAUCGGAAGGGGGACAGCGGAGGGCAGAGCCACCCCCACUUGGUGAGCACAAGACAGGGGAAUGCCCAGGUGUCCCAGCUCCGCGAUGACCACUGGCAUUGUGGCUCGUCUCUGGGUGCCCACGCGUGUCCUGCCACACACCCGGUGGGCCAGAGACCCCGUGGUCCCCUCCUUCAGCACCAGGAGGCCCCGGAGGCCCAGGAAGGGGAGAGGGGUGACCUAGGGGACAGCGGAGUGGGGGCCCGCUCCCCGAGAACGGAAGAGCUGCAGCGAGCCAGCCACGGCGACAGAGCCAGGGUGAAGAAAGUCGGUGACGGCUUCAGGGGGGCCGAGGGAGAGACUGGCCAGAUCUCCGCUCACAGGACCCCCAUGCUGCACUCGCUGACCCGGGAGGGGGCCGGGAGGCCCGAGGAUGGCCAGGAGGGCGGCGUGGAGAGGCCCGCGCCCUUCGACGCCCAGGCGGGCAAACCCACACGGCGGAGUGACCGCUUCGCCACCACCCUGCGCAACGAGAUCCAGCUGCGGCGGGCCAGGCUGCAGAAGAGCAGGAGCUCGGCCACGCUGGCUGAGCCAGAGGAGGCCGAGGGACAGGCCGGCAGCUGGCGGGGGGCCCUGGGGGUGCCCGCCCCGGCAGCGUCCUUCCUGGGCACCUACAAGGACCACCUGAAAGAGGCCCAAGCCCGUGUCCUGAGGGCCACGUCGUUCAAGCGCCGCGACUUGGACCCCAGCCCAGCGGACCGUUACGCGGGGUCGCCGGAGCCCAGAGCCGGGGACCACGGUCCCGAUCCGGACACCGCCCCCCGCUCCUGGGAGGUGGGCCCGGCCAGGCCGCCCUCGGCCAGAGGUGGUGGGUCCCACGUGGCCCGCGUCGGGGGCCGGAGGCGGUUCACGGUGGAGCAGAAGCUGAAGUCGUACUCGGAGCCGGAGAAGAUGAACGAGGUUGGGCUGUCGGAGGGCCGCCGUGCCCCGCCCGCCGAGGACACCGUGGGGACCUUUGCGGACAGGUGGAAGUUUUUCGAGGAAUCCAGCAGGCUGGUUGCGCAGAGGCCCGGGCCGAGGCCGGCGCUCUCCGGAGCCCCGAAGGAGAAGCUGGACAGGCCGCGGGCCACGGGCCACGGGGACCCGGGCGCCGAGCCUCCGGCCCAGGACAAGGCCUGCGGCACCUCCUUGGGGGAAAACGUCAGUGGUCCCAGGAAGGCGGGAAAGACAGCAAAAUCGCAACCCCCACAGAGGCUAGGGACCUUUGCGGAGUAUCAGGCCUCUUGGAGGAAACAGAGCAAAGGCGCAGACGCCAGGGGCUCGGGGAGGUACCACUCGGCCGACGACAUCCUGGAGGUGGGUCUGGACCAACAGGAGAGGCUGCGUUUCGUUCACGAGAGGUCGCGGUCAUCACCGUCCACCGACCUCUACCCACAGGAAGCUCCCAGCGAACCGCGGCGGCAGGCAGAGGACCCUGGUGAGCCCAGAGAACUCGCCUCCACAGUCCAAGCGCAGGAGAGAUGCUCCACCCCAAGACAAGCAGAUGCUCAGUGUCCAGGAGCCCGUGGGGACCCGCGGCACCCGGCCCAGGUCUCUGAGCCGUCUCACACCAGGGAAGCUCCGGAGGUGCCCCAGGAGGGCCGCGGCAGAGCAGGGACCCUACCUCGUGAUUACAGAUACUCAGAGGAACACGCGCCAGCCCGCCCCCUGCAGCCGCCGGGCCCAGGAUCACAGGGGCAGAGCGGCCUCUCGGCUCCGCAGGCUCGGGGGCAGGACCCUCCGCCUGUGAGCGCCGCGCCGCUGGCCAAGAGACCUGCCCCGCAGAGGCCGCCACCACCCAAGCGGGAGCCCAGGCACUUCAGGGGACCAGCCUGUGCCGCCCCCACGGGCACACCUGUGGUUUCUUACCUGGGCGCACCUGCGGGCAUACCUGCGGCUGUUCACCUGGGUGCACCUUCCAGCACAGAGGCGGGCGCACCUGUGACCAAUCACCUGGUGGCACCCGGCAGGCCCCUUCCCCCACCGUCUCCCUUGGCCCUGGAGCUGUGCGUGGACCGCCUGUCCCUGUCCCGCAGCCCCUGCGCCUUGGCGGAGAAGCUGAGCGGUGCGCAGCCCGCAGAUGGCCCGCAGGCCCCGGCGGAGCGCGCCAGGCAGCAUGUAGAUGAGCCCCCAGCCUGUCCGAAGCGGGAAGCCCUGCCCCCUUCCAAGUUCCGGCCCCUGCAGACGACCGCCAUGGAGACCUCCCGCUCCCCAUCGCCUCAGUUCGCCCCCCAGAAGCUGACAGACAAGCCCCCCCUGCUCAUCCAGGAGGACAGUUCGACAAGGAUCGAGCGGGUGAUCGACAACACCACCGUGAAGAUGGUGCCCAUCAAGAUCCUGCACUCGGAGAGCCAGCCCGAGAAGGACAGCCGCCAGGGCCUGGCCUGCACCGCCGAGCUGCCCGCGCUGCCCAGCGGGCUGGAGAGGGACCAGAUCAAGACGCUGAGCACCUCGGAGCAGUCCUACUCACGCUUCUGCCUGUACAGCCGCCCCGCGCCGGAGCCCGAGCCCCCGGCCCAGCCCCCCAGCAGCCCCGGGGCCCCCGACGGCCAGGCCUCCCCGCCGCCUGCGCUCAGCUACGUGAAGGCCAGAGAGAGGACGGCCGAAGACCUGAAGUCCGAGGAGCUGGCCCGGGAGAUCGUGGGCAAGGAUAAGUCCCUGGCCGACAUCCUGGACCCCGGCGUGCGGAUGAGAACCACCAUGGACCUCAUGGAGGGCAUCUUCCCCAAGGACGAGCACCUCUUAGAGGAGGCUCAGCAGCGCCGGAAGCUGCUCCCCAAAAUCCCAUCUCCCAGAAACACGGAGGACAAGAGGGAGGAGCCGAGCGGGCCGGCGGCCGUGUCCCUGGCCACCACCUCCACAUACUACAGCACGUCGGCCCCCAAGGCCGAGCUGCUCAUCAAGAUGAAGGACCUGCAGGAGCGGCAGGAGCCCGAGGAGGACACGGGCAGUGACCUGGACCACGACCUGUCUGUGAAGAAGCAGGAGCUCAUCGGCAGCAUCGGCCGCAAGCUGCAGGUGCUGCGCGAGGCCCGGGAGAGCCUGCUGGAGGACAUCCAGGCCAACAGCGCCCUGGGGGACGAGGUGGAGGCCAUCGCCAAAGACGUCUGCAAGCCCAAUGAGUUCGACAAGUUCCGCAUGUUCAUCGGGGACCUGGACAAGGUGGUGAACCUUCUGCUGUCCCUGUCUGGUCGCCUGGCCCGCGUGGAAAACGCCCUCAACAACCUGGACGACAGUACUUCUCCUGGUGAUCGGCAGUCGCUGCUGGAGAAGCAGCGAGUCCUCCUUCAGCAGCACGAGGACGCCAAGGAGCUGAAGGAGAACCUGGACCGCCGGGAGCGCAUCGUGUUCGACAUCCUGGCCAGCUACCUGAGCGAGGAGAGCCUGGCGGACUACGCGUACUUCGUGAAGAUGAAGUCGGCGCUGGUCAUCGAGCAGCGGGAGCUGGAGGACAAGAUCCACCUCGGCGAGGAGCAGCUCAAGGGCCUGCUGGACAGCUUGCAGCCCGAGACGGGCAAAUGAGGGCGUCCUCCCCGCGGGGGGCACAGGCCGGCCUGCGUGCGCCCGUCCCCGGGGCCCAGCCACACCCCGGCCCGUAUGUAUGUCCUGUGGCGGGAACCCUCCCGUCGCAAAGAGGCUGUUAGGAAAACAGUCACUCUCGUGUGUGUUUGGGACGAUGUAUCGAAGUUUGCAGUGUCCCUUCUGAAUGCCGAGCAGAGGGGCUGUCUGUGGGCCGUGCCCGGGACAAGGAACCACACGGGCGCUGGGCUCUGCUGAGGGCACGUGGUGCAGCACCCACCACGGGCUGCGGUCCUGGACCGUGGGCAAGGGCUCGUGGGCCGUGGUCGCUCGCCCUUCCUGCCGAGCCAGCCCCUUGGGAAGCAGUCACGGAGCCUCCAGGGUGCACCAGAGGGGCGACCCUAGGCAUGUCGUGUGAUUCCCACGGGGUGCACGGCCCCGUGUCCGUGUGUGUCCCGCCGUGUUGGUGUUCAUUCUCUUUCCCAUGGUGACGUCCUCUGACCCAGCAGAGACCACGUGACAAUGCUGCCGCUGAUCACUUAUGAACAUUGUAGAGUCCACGAGGUUCGAGAACCCGCAGUGAGAUGCCUAAUGUACCUGUUGUGUUCACUUGUUCCCAAACCGCCCCUUGGGGUGUGUGCGUGCUUUAACGCGCGCCGAGCAGACUGCUUCGCUGCGCGGGCCCGUGGGUUCCCGCAGCGUGACAUGACUUGCCGCAAAGGGUGUCCGGUCGGCCCGUGCUUGCUACAGCUUCGCGAGGCCAGGGGGGUGGCUCCUAAUUCCUGUCUCCACUAAACAUCGAUGUCCUGUGCGUGUCGUCACUGGCGGUGAUCGGCGACUGGGCUGAUUUUGCGUCUUUGACUCCGUCGGCGUGCAGCGAAGGCCCCACCCCGCUUCCUGUGAGAACCCCGCGUCCGGUGUGCGGGGGUCUCCACACGAGUCUGCCCCGGGGUGGAGCGGUUCCGGGCCCUUGUUAUUCGUUGACAUUGCAAGACGGUAAAGAGAGUCUACUCACGGAGCGGACAGCACCGUCCCGCUGCGACCUGCGGCUGACGAGGCACAGACUGGGAGGAACUAUUUUCAAGUGACACAUGUGACGAAGGAACGAUCAGAGUGUCUGGAGAACUCUAUAAAAGUCACCGUAAGAAAGCAAACAGCCCAGGGCAAACGAUUUCACCAGACGGCACAUCUGCGCAGCAAACGCGUGGACGAAGGGGGCCAGCCCCGACCGCCCAGUGGUCACUCACGGGCUGCCACCGAGGUCAUCGCGGAGCCGGUCUGGUGCUUCACGCAGGCUCCCCUGAUGAGAUGCUGGUUACUGGAGGGAGAGCCCCUGGCUGGGCUCCUGUCAGGUGCCAUUUGGACAUGUGUGUGAUGGCGGGAUCGUUGCGGUCCCCGUGCCCCCUGACUCCUGGGAAGAAGUUUUCCCACAGGUGGGGAGAUGUCUGUGUUGGCGGGGACCGCCGCCGAACCAAGCACACAUGCACACCCCUGUCUUAGGACAGUGGUCCAUGCUUCCUGAGCCGGAGGCCGUGAGCAGACCCCGGUGCCGUGGAUGGCGCCGGCGUGCUGUGUAGACGGGUCCGCGCGGGCCUGCUUCACCAACGCUUCACCAACGCGGGCAGCCGACACUGGCCACCCAGCCACGCCCAGCAGACUCCUGCCUUUCAGAAGUUUCCAUUCCUAUUCACCGGAGGUCUGUGACUUGGAAAUGGUACCGCGUGGGUCAUCCCUUGCGGGGGAAACUGGCCCUGGCGGAGGAGGUCGAGUUGGCUGUUCGCCAGCCUCCGUCUUCCUCCCUCGGGGAGGCCACCGCAGUCAUUUCUGUGUGCUCGGUUUUUAAUUUAGACAAAGCUGUUCUCUGUGAUCCCCCCCCCAUACAGUGCUGUGACCGUUUUGAUGCUAGGCCUGUAAACGUGACUCAUAGAAUCUGUGUGUCUGUGUCCUGCCUUCUGAUGUCUUUGAGGACGUUCCUGCACAUGGCGGUACGGAGCGCAGUUCCCCUUUUACCGAUGCACCUGCGCUCAAGCGUCCUGCCCACGCCCGUGUCCGGUGAGCGGGACCAGACCCAGCCAGUCGAUGUACGUAAGGUUGCACAUAGCUGUCCGGCUGCAGAUAAACAGUGUGGUGCUCAUGUCCUGCCCUUGGCGGUGCGAGGCGGUGGCCGAUCACGGACGCCGUGUGGUAGUGCGGCCCUGGAAUGCUCUGUGCAGCUGGACUCCGUCACGGUGUGGCCUGCAGUCCCCUGUGGAAACGCGGACAGGUCAUGCCCGACCCUUACCCCUCACCUGUCCACACGUCAUCCUGCUCGAUGAAAUAAACAG